AUGGAGGCGCCGAGAUGCUGGCUACCGUGGCGGACAUCAGGAUUUAAUAUCGACAAAGGUGCUCUCUGUUGCUUCUUGGGGUUGGACAUUGAUGGACCUUAUCAGGAGAUGUACGGCAGCGCCAGAGCAGUAGGCCACAUUGAGAGCAGCCCUGCCCGGUCACCGCGGCUGCCCCGCUCCCCUCGGCUUGGCCAUCGGAGGGCCAACAGCGGAGGAGGGAGCAGUGGUGGGGGAAAGACGCUCUCCAUGGAGAACAUCCAGUCCCUCAAUGCUGCCUAUGCCACGUCAGGACCCAUGUACCUGAGUGACCACGAGGGUGUGGGCUCCACUGCCACAUACCCCCGUGGUCACAUGACCAUAGGACGGGCCAGCCGCGCCAUGUACGGGGGGCGCGUCACCGCUAUGGGGAGCAGUCCUAACAUCGCCUCAGUUGGACUUCAUGGGGACAUCCUGUCUUACAGUGACCUCGGCUCUCUGUCCAUGUUACAUGCACACCACCACCACCAGGGGGUGCCCUCUGCCCUUUUACGACAGGCCGUAAGGAGUAGUGGGGGAGAGCUGCUGGAGAUGCAGGCCCAGCUCAGAGACAUGCAGAGGGAGAAUGAGUUGCUACGCAGAGAACUGGACCUGAAGGACAGUAAGCUUGGCUCCUCCACAAACAGCAUCAAAAGCUUCUGGAGUCCUGAGCUGAAGAAGGAGAGGAUCAUGAGGAAGGAGGAGGCAGCACGGACGUCCAUCCUGAAGGAACAGAUGAGAGUGACUCAUGAGGAGAACCAGCUGCUGGAUGCCCGCAGGACCAAGCACCUCCAGAUGACCAUCCAGGCUCUGCAGGAUGAGCUCCGCACCCAGAGGGACCUGAACCACCUGCUGCAGCAGGAGAGCGGCAACAGAGGCUCUGAUCACUUCACCAGCAUUGAGCUGACAGAAGAGAACUUCAGGAGGCUGCAGGCGGAGCACGACCGACAGGCCAAGGAGCUGUUCCUGCUCAGAAAAACUCUGGAGGAAAUGGAGCUGAGGAUCGAGACUCAGAAACAAACUCUUGGGGCCAGAGACGAGUCCAUAAAGAAGCUGCUGGAGAUGCUGCAGAGUAAAGGGCUUCCUCCAGGAGUUGGUCGAGCGUGUGAAGAGGAGGAGCAGGAGAGGGCCAGGCGUAUCGCAGAGGCAGAGGCUCAGCUCGGACACCUGGAGGUCAUCCUGGACCAGAAGGAGAAGGAAAACAUCCAUCUCAGAGAGGAAUUGCACAGAAGGAAUCAGCUGCAUCAAGACCCAAGCAAAACCAAGGCACUACAAACCAUCAUUGAAAUGAAAGAUACCAAAAUUGCCUCUCUGGAGCGCAACAUUCGAGAUCUGGAGGAUGAGAUCCAAAUGCUAAAAGCGAAUGGCUUACUGAACACAGAGGAUAGAGAAGAGGAGAUUAAGCAGAUGGAGGUCUACAAAAACCACUCCAAGCUCAUGAAGACUAAGAUUGACCAGCUGAAGCAGGAGCUGUCAAAGAAGGAGUCGGAGCUGCUGGCUUUGCAGACAAAACUAGAAACUCUCAACAACCAGAACUCAGACUGCAAACAGCACAUUGAGGUGCUCAAAGAGUCUCUCACUGCCAAGGAGCAACGUGCUGCCAUCCUCCAGACUGAGGUGGAUGCUCUCCGCCUGCGUCUAGAAGAGAAAGAAUCAUUUCUAAAUAAGAAAACCAAACAGCUGCAGGACCUCACAGAAGAGAAAGGGACUCUCUCAGGAGAGAUCAGGGAUAUGAAGGACAUGCUGGAGGUGAAAGAGCGCAAGAUCAACGUCCUACAGAAAAAGAUUGAAAACCUCCAAGAACAGCUACGUGACAAAGACAAACAGCUGGGAAACCUGAAGGAUCGCAUCAAGUCGCUUCAGACUGACUCCAGCAACACAGACACUGCCCUGGCCACCCUGGAGGAGGCGCUGUCUGAGAAGGAGCGGAUUAUUGAGCGUUUAAAAGACCAAAGAGAGCGUGAGGAUCGGGAGCGUUUGGAGGAAGUGGACUCUUAUAAGAAAGAGAACAAGGACUUGAAAGAGAAAGUCAACACUUUGCAGAUAGAGCUGACUGAGAAGGAGUCCAGUCUCAUUGAUCUGAAGGAGCAUGCCUCAUCACUGGCAUCCUCAGGCCUUAAAAAGGAUUCUAAACUCAAAUCACUGGAGAUUGCCAUUGAACAGAAAAAAGAAGAGUGUAGUAAGUUAGAGACGCAAUUGCAAAAGCAAGCCGAGCACCUAUUCAGUCACUUAAACAGUCCAAAAGCCCAUGAGGUGGAGCAUCAGACGGGGUCCAGAGUAAACCCUGACUUCUCUGAUCGAGUGAAGCUUCUGGAAAAAGAGAUGGGCUACUACAAAGACGAGGCCAACAAGGCUCAGACGGAGGUGGAGCGACUGCUGGACAUUUUGAGAGAGGUGGAGACAGAGAAGAACGAUAAGGACAAAAAGAUUGCAGAGUUAGAAAGACAAGGUGGAAAGGACCAAAUUAAGAAAGGACAAAACAUAAAAUUGGGGCCACAAGGAGACAAGAAGGAUCCUCGUAAAGACAGCACUCUGGAUGGAGGACACCACCUAAAGUUGGAGGAUCUGAUGAACACACUGGAGAGGACCAGGCAGGAGCUGGAUGCUACAAAGCAGCGUUUGUCGUCCACACAACAGUCUCUACAGGAGCGAGACUCUCACCUCACCAACAUGAGACAGGAACGGAGGAAACAGCUGGAGGAGAUCCUGGAGAUGAAACAACAAGCUCUGCUGGCGGCUAUCAGUGAAAAAGAUGCUAAUAUUGCUCUUCUGGAGCUCUCUGCCUCCAACAAGAAGAAAACCCAGGAGGAGGUGAUUGCCCUCAAGAGGGAGCGCGACAAACUUAUGCACCAACUCAAACAACAUACUCAGAGCCGAAUGAAACUGAUUGCCGACAACUAUGAGGACGAGUACCACUUGCACGGCCCUCAUCAUCCUCAGGCACAGCCGCCUCACGCACAGCCACAGCGCACCAGGGACACACACAACCCCAACAAGCACAGUACCCACACCCCACACAUCCACAGCAAGUGGUCCCGCACCCUCAAGGGCCGAUCCCACAUCAACAGCACCCACGGCCGCCUGGACCACAGCACCCACACCCUCAGCACCCUCAGCAGCACCCACACCCUCAGCAGCACCCUCAACAGCACCCUCAACAGCACCCACAGCAGCACCCUCAACAGCACCCACAGCAGCACCCUCAGCAGCAACCUCACGGACACCCCCCCUCCCAGCACCCGCACCCACAACACCCACACGGACCUCCACAACAGGGACCCCACCCUCAGCACCCACACCCACAACAGCACCCGCCACAUCCGCAGCACCCUCAGCACCCACACCACGGACAGCACCCUCGGCACCCAUCUCCUCACCAUCGAGGAGGUCCACAGAGAGGUCCGCCUCACCCUGGCCACCGGCCGGCCCAUGACCAGGAUGACGAGGAAGGUAUUUGGGCAUGAAUCCAACUGCAACGACCAAAUCUUAUGUUGUUAUGAAGGAACAUUCACGGGGCCUUGUUUUGUGAGACUACUUUCCACUCUGGCAUGGGGCUGGCAGCAGAGCAGGGAACAGAUGUCUUUUUGCUUCUCUACAUGA
Molecule: messenger RNA, 3615 nt
Organism: Knipowitschia caucasica
Lineage: Eukaryota; Metazoa; Chordata; Actinopteri; Gobiiformes; Gobiidae
Source: the annotation of a GenBank genome assembly